UUGUGACGUCACGUCAUUCCAUGAUGGCCGAAGAUCCUGGGGGAGCAUUUUUCAAUUUCUCUAUCAUUUUUCUUUCUUUCUCUCUACCUCGGCUUGCCAUAGAGCCAUGGCAGGACUCGCACCCCCGCUAAGCGUUCGCAGAUCAUUGGUUUCGACAUGCCCAAGAAAGGGAACCGAAAACGGCUGAAAUUUAAGGCUGGGGACAUUUGUUCGGAGUCAGUGACCGUCGCUGAUUUUGCCGACGCCGACCCAGCCGUAGUGAAGUCGGGGAGGGUCAAAAAGGCUGUCGCGAAUGCAGUUGCUAAAGAAGUGAAAUGGCUGUGCGGCCUGGAAGCCUCUCAGGGCGCCGUGGAGGAAGUGCUCUCGUCCGCAGCGAGCGUCACAGCAGACGCUCUGGACAGCAGCGAUGACCUGGACCCGGAAGAAGAUGGAGAAAAUGAAACUAAAGUGGCGCGCAAGAAGAAAACUGACAGGAGAAGGGAGAGCAGCGAGAGCAGCGAUGGGGAAGAGUAUCCGGUGGAUAUUUGGUUAAUGCUCUCCUCCUAUAUUCGGCCCGAGGACGUGUGCAGAUUUGCACUGAUCUGUAGAAAUGCCUGGACGGUCACUUGUACUGCAGCGUUUUGGUUCAGGCUUUACAGAAGACACUAUAGGAUCGACGUUGACCUGCCAUUCCGUCUCCAGCCAGACUCUAUUGGCAUGAUGCUCUGUCUACGGGCCCGUGUCAUUCGCUCGCUUUUCCAUUUGUAUGAGCCGUUCAGCUUGCGUAUCUCCAAAAUUCCUGCCCUGCCAGAAUCCACACCCACAACCCUGCUCAACUCCAAGUGUUUACUUUUCUGGGUCCAAAGAGUGUCUGGGACUCGACCAGAGGUAUUGUGGGAGUUCAGCUUCAAGUUUGCAAAGCAGCAGGGACACAGUAAGAAUGGUUGUGCCAAGUCCUUGCACUUACCCAGACAAUAUGAAGAUGUUCACACGAACCAGGACUCUGACUGCUAUGUGCUUCAGGUCACCACACUCAACUUUAUCUUCACCCCUGUGGUCAUGGGCAUGACACUGACCCUGUUCACAAUCAACGUCAGCACAGACAUGCGGCACCACCGUGUUCGCCUGCUGUUCCAGGACUCACCGCUCCGCCGGGGGAAGAAGAGGGGGGACCAGUGCGGUACCCAGGUGGUGUUGGAUCCAGUUCACAGUGUGCGGCUCAUGGACUGGUGGCAUCCGCAGUACCCCUACGUAUCCUGCACGUAGGAGUUCUGCCCCCUCGCUUCCUGCUGCAAGAACCCUGCUGUUAAUUUCAUCCCUAUCACCAAAAAGAAAAAUACUAUUUGAUGAUUCUGCAAAAAGUCUGGAUCAUUACAAAGUUUUUGCACAUUCACAUUUCUGUUGUCAUUGUUGGAUUUUAAAGAAAGCCAACACUGACUGGCCUAAGAGGGGAUGCAAAUACCAUCUCCUAGUGUGAAACAAGUUACAUGCCCAUCCUCCACCCUGAUCCCCACACUACUUGGAGUGUUACUUAGUUCUUCCUGCAUUGACAUUGGGCUUACGUUGUUCACUGCAGAAUCGUCCAAUACGAACAUUUCAUUUUCAUAUUCCUCGGGCAGUGCUUGUUGUCUGUUUGAACAAAUAUGCUAAUAUUUCAACUCUCCUUAGCUCCAGCAGCUCCAAAAUCAGUCUGAAAACACGGAGAAGUAGGGCUGGGCAACAUGGAAGAGAAAUAAAUGUCAUGAACAGAAAAUCCUUAUCUAAAGUCAGUACUUGAUCUAUGUUAAUAUAUGAAAACCCCAUCAGGAUAUUACAAAGUCACAAUGAAACUGUGGCUUUCCCUUGAGAUUGUUUCCCUGAGAAAUGUACGCAAUCAUUUUUGCAUGUUUUGCAUAGUGUUUCACAAUAUUUCUGCAAAUUUAGUAGAUAAACACAUUGCCCAGCCCUACACAUGUGGCAGAGAUGAAUGUGUAUUUGAUACUGCAAAACCAGUCCACAAUUCUCCUACUAAUAGACAUGGUUUUAUGUUGAACCUACAUGUGAGACACAUUUUCUAGGGGAGUUUUUAAAACUCUUGUAUGAACAGGGUAGAGCGUUUGUACUGCCCUCCCAGUGUUUCAGGCUCACUUGAAUGUUACUCGGAAAUCAGAUUUUUGCAUUGGUUAGAAUUUUGACAAUGUUGCACCAACAUUCAAAUUACUCUCUUAAAAACCAUACUUUUUUUGGGAUGUAUUUGAUUAAAUGCAGCCUCUUUUAGCAUCACGUGAAUAAUAAUGAUACUGCGGUACACUGAAGGCACCAAGGAGAUGAUUUGCGUCAGCCGUCACCCACUCACCUGAUGAUUUGGGUAGUGUUUCUUUUAAGUGAUUGAUGGCUAAAAAUAUCUUGAUUGUCACCUUGCUGAUUAUGUCGGCCACUGGUAUUCACCUCUGGAAAAUCAGUCUCAACUCUGAAUGACUCAGUGUAUUUAAAGCAUUUCAAUUGUGAGUGGAAUCACACCGAUCACAUGCUCGGUUCAGUGCUAUGGUCGGAAAUAGAGCUACCACUAACAAUCCAACUUAAAAUGAGUUCAACUGUGUCUGUCCAACAGACACAGUUGAACUCAUUUUAAGUUGGAUUGUUUUGCACAUUUACACGUUUGUUAAAAAUUGGUAGGACCCCAUAGCAGAGACAGUUGUUUGUUAUGGUUUGAUGCCGUCAAAUGUUUGAGUGGGUGGUCUGGUUUUAUCAGAUGAGAUUCCCACUGGUAAACAAACUUAUUGCACUGAAAUAAAAAAUGAAACUGCCCAUGA
Messenger RNA from Scophthalmus maximus (turbot), 2771 nucleotides. It is a transcript of the gene tmem183a, whose product is annotated as transmembrane protein 183A. Gene Ontology annotation, biological process: regulation of protein stability. The transcript has 8 exons. Gene Ontology annotation, cellular component: SCF ubiquitin ligase complex. Bases 157 to 1245 code for a protein of 362 amino acids. NCBI's taxonomy places the organism in Eukaryota, Metazoa, Chordata, Actinopteri, Pleuronectiformes, Scophthalmidae. Gene Ontology annotation, molecular function: protein binding. The record is from RefSeq and is a predicted model, not a curated record.